AUUUCUACUCAAACGAAAGGGAAUUGAGUACACUACGUUUCGUCGUCAUCAAAAUGAUUUGGCAAGUUCUAAUAACACUUGUGGUUCUGUCUGCUACUGUCUACUCGGAGUCCCCAUUGACACCAAGCAAAAUUGAGGAAUGCCAAAAAACAUGUGGAGUACCUUUGGAUAUCAGAACUAAUCCAGAUGACACAAAGUGCAAAAAGUGGAACAACUGCGACUAUGAUGACAGAAAAUGUGCAGCGUUCGGAAAUAAUGAGGAAUUGUUUACAUACACGGAUAAUGUGUGUGAAACAAGCGAUAAGAAGUAUGAACAAUUGUCAACAGUAGAAAAAAAAGAAUGUAUAACUGAUUGUGGAGUUCCCAACAAUAUUAUUGCAGAUGCAGAGGCAAACUGUGCUAAAUGGAAGGUAUGUAACAGAGAUAAAAGAAACUGUGCAGCUGACAAUAAGGGAUUUUCUAACAUUGAUUAUAUGUGUGGCGUAAUUCCUCCGCCCACAAUGUUACCAGAUUAUGUUAGUUGGUACAAGGCAAAAUGUGGAAUACCCAGUCAAAUCAUAAGAAACCCCACUGAGAAGGUGUGCGAACAUUGGAAUGUAAGUUGCUGACGUAAAAAUCAAGCACCGUUUUCCCAAUGUUUUUGAAGCGAUGAGACAGUACAAAAACUUGUAAACUAACUGGAACUUGUAGUGAACAAAAAAUCAGAUUUAUUGUUGUUUCAACUCUAAAAAUCGCCCAAGAUGCACGAAAUGCCUAUUCAGGCAACUUUGUGGGUUUACAUUUUGGUUAAAGACACUCAGGAAAAUAUAGAUAAUUUGAAACAUUUUCAGGAGUGUUCAAACGACGAGAAAAAAACUGCCGCAACAGGAGACAAUGAAUUAUCAGACGCUAACGAUGCGUGUAGAAAAUAAAUUUUGCUACUCGUAAAUUGUUUCUUUACUUGCUGUGUUUUGCAUUUUAUCAAUAAACG
Messenger RNA from Caenorhabditis elegans, 970 nucleotides. RefSeq names its product DUF19 domain-containing protein. The coding region runs from base 54 to 608 and encodes 184 amino acids. Lineage: Eukaryota; Metazoa; Nematoda; Chromadorea; Rhabditida; Rhabditidae. The transcript has 3 exons. The record is from RefSeq and is marked reviewed.